UAUCACCCUGACACGCUACGUUUACUCUCUCUCUCUCUCUCUCUCUCUCUCUCUCUCUCACCCUGUUUCGCUUCGGGAUAAUGAGUUAAACGGAACCACCGAGCUCAACAAUUUUGCCUACAUUGAAGAACGGUUCUUUCUGGCGUUUUGAGGAGUCCCAGUUAGCGACGUAGUUGUUUGGGACCACAAUCCAUGGGGAGCUCCGGCGAAACCUGAACGUGUGCGGUGGAGUGAGUGAAGAUGUUUCGUUCUGCAAGAUGGAGAACAGAGAAGAACAGGGUCAAAGCUGUUUUCAAGCUUCACUUCCAUGUCACCCAGGUGUUUCAAUCUGGGCUAGAUGCAUUGAUGUUGUCUAUAGUUCCAGGGGACAUUGGAAAGCCAACUAUGAGAUUAGAGAAAGCUGCAGUUCGUGAUGGAAUCUGUAGAUGGGAUAAUGCCGUAUAUGAAACAGUCAAAUUUAUUCAUGAGUCUAAGACUGGGAAAUUCAGCGAUAAAAUUUAUCAUUUUUUGGUUUCAACGGGGCUAUCUAAAGCUAGCUCCAUUGGGGAGGUUUCUAUAAACUUCGCUGAUUAUGUCGAGGCCACAAAGCCCUCCGCUGUUUCUCUUCCCUUCAAGAAUUCUCAUUGUGAUGCUGUUUUGCAUAUAUCAAUUCAGAGGCUGCAACAAAACAGUGAUCAAAGAGAGGAAGAUGAAUGUGAAGAUGCCAAACUAAAAUCCGAUGAUAGGAGCUUAAGGAACAAAUUAAGCAAUGGCGAUACAGAUGAAAGCACUCAAAGUUAUUCAUCUGAAGAUGUCUCUGCCAAAGCAAUCAUCAAUAGAGCUGAAUUGAGUGCUGAUUGUAGGACAUCUAGUGGAUCUGACAUUACAUUGUCAAGUUCUGAUGAGAGCUCUGGACUUGAUACUCCCCGCGAAAUUGGACUAAGAAAAACGAACAUCCAUCCCAACACAAAUCAGUUUCUUACAGAUAUAAGCCAUGCUUCAGAACCUCAAAACCCUGCUGCCAAUGCCUCAACAUCAAUGCAUGAUGUACAUCAGAGUUCACAUUGGGACUGGUCAGCUGGUUCGGAGCAAGGGUUACGUAUAGACGAUUCAACUAAUGGUUCUCAUAAUGCCCUUCCAAAAGAAAGAUCACAAGAGGCAUCCUCUUCGGAGAUUGAAAGACUCAAGGCUGAACUUGCUGCUUUGGCCAGGCAGGUUGAUGUGUCAGACAUGGAACUACAGACACUUAGGAAGCGAAUUGUAAAGGAAAGCAAAAGAGGGAAGGAUCUCACAAAAGAAAUCAUUAUCUUGAAAGAGGAAAGGGAUUCACUCAAGACAGAAUGUGACAAUCUCAGGUCUUUUCACAAACGCAUGGCUGAGGCCAAAAUGAGAAACAGGUCACAAUUGGAAAGUGGAGAUCUUGUUGCUUUUGUUGAAGAAAUUAGAGAAGAAUUGAAUUAUGAGAAGGACCUGAAUGCAAAUCUCCGAUUACAGUUAAAGAAGAUGCAAGAAUCAAAUGCUGAACUGGUUCUUGCUGUGCAGGACGUGGAAGAAAUGUUGGAGCAGAAAAAUAGGGAUAUAUGUAAUCAUUCCAAUAAAUGCGAACAGGGUAAAAAUUCCCAAGAGUUAGGGGUAAACCUCUCUAAAUGUGAAACAGAUGAUGAUGGAGAACAGAAAGCAUUGGAGGAGCUUGUUAAGGUGCACAGCAAUGCCAAGGAGACACACUUACUUGAGAAAAAAAUAAUAGACCUCUAUGGUGAAAUAGAGAUGUAUAGGAGAGACAAAGAUGAGUUAGAGAUGCAGAUGGAGCAGCUUGCACUAGACUAUGAGAUAUUGAAACAAGAAAACCAUGGCAUUGCAUAUAAGCUGGAGCAAAGCCAACUGCAAGAACAGUUAAAAAUGCAGUAUGAAUGUUCAUCUCCUCCUGCUGCUAUGAAUGACAUUGAUACCCACAUCCAGAAUCUGGAAAAUCAACUCAAUGAACAGUCAGAAGAGUUCUCAAAUUCUCUGGCUACCAUUAAGGUACUUGAAACCCAUAUCAAAAGAUUAGAGGAGGAACUGGAGAAACAAGCACACGGAUUUGAAGCUGAUCUAGAAGCAGUGACACGCGACAAAGUUGAGCAAGAGCAAAGAGCCAUCCAAGCAGAGGAAGCUUUGCGAAAGACGAGACUAAAAAAUGCUAAUACUGCUGAGAGGCUUCAAGAGGAAUUUAGAAGGCUCUCAAUCCAAAUGACCUCUACAUUUGAUGCAAAUGAGAAGGCUGCCAUGAGAGCGUUGACAGAAGCAAGUGAACUGCGUGCACAGAAAAGUUUAGUGGAAGAAAUGCUGCAUAAAGUCAAAGAAGAGCUUCAGUCUGUUAAAGCUGAUUAUGAGGUCAAACUGAACGAACUUUCAAACCAAAUAGAUACGAUGACAGUUCAGAUGCAACAGAUGUUGUUGGAAAUUGAGGACAAGUCCAAGCAGCUUGAAAAUCAGCAGCAGCAUGGGGAACAAGUUAGUAGGGAUUUCUCUGAGGAGAUUGAGAUGCUAAAAGCUGAGAAUGAAAAUCUUAAAGUGGAGAUUUCACGCUUAUACGAGCAAGUAGAACAAAAAGAAAUUUUGAGAACCGAGUUGGAAGUUAUGAAGAAAUCGGUUGAGGAAUCUGAGACACUGUUACGAAAAAGAACUAAGGAAAGAAAUGAACUCUUGAGUACAAUUGCAUUAUUGAAGAAGGAAGCAGAGCAAUCACUCAAUGAGCUAAAUAGGAUGAGACAUCUUAAGGAUGAAAAAGAAACUGAGGAUGGACACUUACAUUCGGAGUUGGAAGCCGUUAGAGCUCAAUGCAGUGACUUGAAACGUUCUCUUUUUGACGAUGAGGCUGAGAAAGAAAAACUAAGAAAGCUAGUUUUCCAGCUAAAGGGUGAACUAAAGAAGAAGGACGAUGCAUUAACCAGCAUGGAGAAGAGGUUCAGGGAUAGUAAUGGACGCACACAAAUCAUUCCAAAGAACCAAAAAACUGCUUUAACUCCUCAGAAUUUAAAAGAAUUGGCAAAUCUGAGGGAGAAAAUAAAAACGCUUGAGGGCCUGGUACAGUCAAAGGAAACUGCCUUGGAUACAUCAACAACUUCAUUUUUGGAGAAGGAAAAGGAACUCCAGACCAAAAUUGAGGAGUUGGAGAACAAGUUGGAGGAAUUCAAUCGUAGUAUUGCUUUGCAGAAGGUUGUUCAGGAUAGCACUACUAUUUCAAGUGAGAUCUCUGGAGAAGUAAGUAGUACAGUUGAGCAUCUCAACAAUUCUGCACGUGGAUCUGAAGAAACCGGGGCUGCAUUGUUAUUCAAGAGUAAUAUAAACUUGCCAGAGAAAGAAGCAGGAACCUCCAUAGUUGAUACUGCUGACAGCAACAAUCUUAGUGGCAUAUUAAAUGAGUUAUCUUCAUUGAAGGAAAGAAACAAAUCAAUGGAAACCGAACUUAAAGAGAUGCAAGAGAGAUACUCAGAAAUGAGCCUCAAAUUUGCAGAGGUAGAAGGUGAAAGACAAAAGCUUGUUAUGACUGUACGGAACCUCAAGAGUAUCCAGAAGGGUUAAUAAGUUCCUCUUGAUGACUUGGAGCCUGCAGUGUAUAGUUGUAGCAGGUGUCCUUU
Messenger RNA from Gastrolobium bilobum, 3599 nucleotides. RefSeq names its product intracellular protein transport protein USO1-like. The transcript has 9 exons. NCBI's taxonomy places the organism in Eukaryota, Viridiplantae, Streptophyta, Magnoliopsida, Fabales, Fabaceae. The record is from RefSeq and is a predicted model, not a curated record. The coding region runs from base 241 to 3543 and encodes 1100 amino acids.